Messenger RNA from Lolium rigidum, 1838 nucleotides. RefSeq names its product cytochrome P450 703A2. Gene Ontology annotation, molecular function: monooxygenase activity; iron ion binding; heme binding. NCBI's taxonomy places the organism in Eukaryota, Viridiplantae, Streptophyta, Magnoliopsida, Poales, Poaceae. The record is from RefSeq and is a predicted model, not a curated record. The transcript is spliced from 2 exons. The coding region runs from base 187 to 1776 and encodes 529 amino acids.
CAUGACAUUUGUUAUACGAUGUUAGGUGAGAUGUUUAACCAUACAUAUCAGCACAAGAAUCAUGACCACUCUAAUACUCUAACCAUAUCGCUUCAACUUAAUGAUUUUUCACCGGCAAGCUUGAUGAGAUCCCAUAAAUAGAACAACAUUUGCAAUUCGACUAGAAUUUCCAUCCUCUUGUGAUCUAUGGAUCCACUUCUUCUUUCCAUCAUCUUAUGCUCAUGGAUCCUUGCUGCAGUGUAUUGGAGAAGAUUCAACAGGAUGAGGCUAAGGCUUCCACCUGGACCUCCAAGAUGGCCAAUCUUUGGGAACCUUCUCCAGUUGAGUCCUCUUCCCCACAAGGACUUUGCUCGAUUUUGCACCAAGUAUGGACCCCUUGUCUAUCUUCGUCUUGGAACCAUUGAUGCCAUCACCACUGAUGAUCCUGAAGUCAUCCGUGAAAUACUUAUCCGGCAAGAUGAGAUCUUUGCUUCACGGCCCCGGACAUUGGCUGCUGUUCACCUUGCCUAUGGGUGCGGUGACGUGGCUCUUGCUCCACUGGGGCCAAACUGGAAGAGGAUGAGGAGGGUCUGCAUGGAGCACCUAUUGACCACCAAGCGGCUGGAAUCCUUUGCUGCUCACCGAGCUGAGGAAGCUGAGCACCUCUGUCAGUUUGUAUGGGCUAAAUCCCAGUCAGGUAAGCCUGUGAAUCUCAGAGAGGUUCUUGGGGCCUUCUCAAUGAACAAUGUGACGAGAAUGCUGCUAGGAAAGCAGUACUUUGGGCUGCAGUCAGCAGGCCCCGGUGAAGCGAUGGAGUUCAUGCACAUCACCCAUGAGCUGUUCUUUCUUCUGGGCCUGAUCUAUCUUGGCGAUUACUUGCCUGCCUGGAGAUGGGUCGAUCCAUAUGGAUGCGAGAAGAAGAUGAGGGAGGUUGAGAAGAAGGUGGAUGAUUUUCACCAGAAGAUAAUUGAUGAGCAUAGGAAGGCAAGGGAGGCCAGGAAGAGUGCAUCCCUUGACGAUGAUGGUGAUGAUAGCAAAGAAGAGAUGGACUUUGUUGAUGUGCUGCUUUCCUUGCCUGGCGAGAAUGGGAAGGAGCACAUGGAGGAUGUGGAGAUCAAAGCCUUAAUGCAGGACAUGAUCGCUGCUGCAACUGAUACUUCAUCAGUGACCAACGAGUGGGUGAUGGCAGAGGUGAUCAAGAACCCGCGGGUCCUCCGCAAGAUCCAGGAGGAGCUCGACACCGUUGUCGGCCGCAGCCGCAUGGUGGUGGAGUCGGACCUCCCCCACCUGACCUACCUCCGCUGCGUCGUCCGGGAGUCCUUCCGGAUGCACCCGGCCGGGCCGUUCCUGAUCCCGCACGAGUCCCUGAAGCCGACGACGAUCAUGGGCUACGACAUCCCGGCGCAGACGAGGAUCUUCAUCAACACCCACGCGCUGGGCCGGAACCCGCGCAUCUGGGACGACAUCGAGGAGUUCCGGCCGGAGAGGCACCUCCCGGCGGACGGCGGGCGCGUGGAGAUCAGCCACCUGCCGGACUUCAAGAUCCUGCCCUUCAGCGCCGGGAAGCGCAAGUGCCCCGGCGCGCCGCUGGGCGUGAUCCUGGUGCUCAUGGCGCUCGCCAGGCUCUUCCACUGCUUCGACUGGUCCCCGCCGGACGGCCUCCGCCCCGAGGACAUCGACACCAACGAAGUCUACGGGAUGACCAUGCCCAAGGCCAAGCCGCUCAUCGCCGCCGCUCAACCGCGCUUGCCGCCGCAGAUGUACGGCUCCUGUCCUAGCCAUGGCAUGCAGAUGUAAGCUCGAGCAGAACAUAGAUCCUAUUAUACUACCACAAGAAUGGUGAACAAAAUACAUAUGCA